CGCACCGCGGCGCCUGGCGGCGAAGUUGAGCUCAAAGUUUGAGGCCAGAGGCGGAGAGGCCGCGCAGCCAGCAUCAGUCCGGCGCCCCGGCCGUCGCUCAGACGUGGGGCCGAGCGCGGGGCGAGCCGAGUUCCGCCCUAGGCCGCUGUAGGAACGGAGGUGCCGCCUCCCCGGCAAACCGGACCGACUGGGUAGGGCCGCCCGCCCUGCCUUCUCGCCGCUCGUGGCUCCUGGGCGCCCACUCGGCGCUCCGCUGAGGGAGGCGGCGACCGGCGGCGGGGCUCGGGCGCAGGACCCGCGCGACCCCGACGCUGCUCCCACGAGCGAAGGGCGCGUCCCGGCGGCGCUGCCGGGCUUUGGGACCGCCGCCGCUCUGGAGCUCGGGGUGGUGGCCCCAGCCACCCGGCCGGCUCCGGGCGGCGAUCGCUUAGCGCCGAACUUUGUGCCCCGCGAUGUCCGCUCCAGUUCUGGCAUUUUUACGCCACUGGACCCCCCUCCCCCUGGCAGUCCCGGGCCGGGUGAGGAGCUGGUGCGACCGAGAGAGCCACGGGGUUCUGACUCAUCGUCGGGCCGGAACCCGACGCCCCUGAGAGGAGAGCCCCCAGGAAGAGACCUCUCGGCCCUGCGGGUGGGGGCUCAGUUCUAGGACGGGAGCGCCCUUGGUGGCACCAGACCUCGGCUCUCGGGACCCCUCGGAGGACUAGGCGAUGCCGGAGCGCGCGGCUCCCCGAGCGUGGUCCGAGGAUCUAGCUGGGCGCUCCCCAGCUCAGGGGGCUGCUCCGGACUCCGCCAGCGCCGUCUCCUCUCCCUCAGAUCCCGCAGCCGCAGGGGAUGACGCGGAUGCGUCCACGGCCCCGGCUCCGGGCGGGGAGGGCGAGCCCCUCAGCCGGCAUCGCGACGCGCGCCUGGGCAGCACCGAUAAGGAGCUGAAAGCAGGAGCCGCCGCCACGGGCAGCUCCCCGACAGCGCCGGGGCCGCCCUGGCAGCGGGAGCCGCGGGUCGAGGUUAUGAAUCCAGCGUGCGGCGCCUGGAGCCUGCCCCGGCCCUGCCGCGUGCUGGUCCUGUUAAACCCGCGCGGGGGCAAGGGCAAGGCGCUCCAGCUCUUCCGCAGUCACGUGCAGCCCCUACUGGCUCGGGCCGAUGUCUCCUUCACGCUGAUGCUCACUGAGCAUCGGAACCACGCCCGGGAGCUGGUGCGGGUUGAGGAGCUGGGGCGCUGGGAUGCGCUGGUGGUCAUGUCUGGGGACGGGCUGAUGCAUGAGGUGGUGAACGGGCUCAUGGAGCGGCCGGACUGGGAGACCGCCAUCUGCAAGCCCCUGUGUAGCCUCCCUGCUGGCUCCGGCAAUGCCCUGGCGGCUUCUCUGAACCAUUAUGCGGGCUAUGAACAGGUGACAAAUGAGGACCUCUUGACCAACUGCACGCUGCUGCUGUGCCGCCGGCUGCUGGCGCCCAUGAACCUGCUGUCACUGCAGACGGCCUCGGGGCUUCGGCUCUUCUCUGUGCUGAGCCUGGCGUGGGGCUUCAUCGCCGACGUGGAUCUGGAGAGCGAGAGGUUUCGGCGUCUAGGGGAGAUGCGCUUCACUCUGGGCACCUUCCUGCGCCUGGCGGCCCUGCGUGUCUACAAGGGCACGCUAGCCUACCUCCCCGUGGAACGGGUGGUCUCCCAGGGGCCCACCCCCGCUGUUGUGGCGCGGCAGAACCGGCAGGGUCCCAUGGACGCCCACCUCGUACCCCUGCAUGAACCAGUGCCCCCACACUGGACUGUGGUCCCGGAGCAGGACUUCGUGCUGGUGCUGGCGCUGCUGCACACCCACCUGAGCAGCGAGAUGUUCGCAGCCCCCAUGGGCCGGUGUCCGGCAGGCACCAUGCACCUGUUCUACGUGCGGGCCGGCGUGUCUCGGGCCAUGCUGCUGCGCCUCUUCCUGGCUAUGGAGAAGGGGAAGCACAUGGACUACGACUGUCCCUACUUGGUGUACGUGCCUGUGGUUGCCUUCCGCCUGGAGCCCAAGGACGGGAAGGGUGUGUUUGCCGUGGAUGGCGAGUUGAUGAUCAGCGAGGCGGUGCAAGGCCAGGUGCACCCAGACUACAUCUGGAUGGUCAGUGGCUGCGUGGAGCCCCAACCCAGGCAGAAGCCACGGCAGGGAGCCCCUCAAAGAGAACACUUAUGACUGUGGGCCUCGCCGUGCCUUAGCCUCCUGGUCAACUUGGAGCUCAGAGCGCUCCACCUUUUCCCAGGCCUGGAGGGCCUGUCCACAGCUCGUGUGGUGGGAAGGAGGACCCCUGAAGACGGUGCGAAGGUGGAGGCUGUGCUUUGGAAGGACAGGCUCUGCCUACCAAGGGCCAGAAUGAGGCUCUGGGCCAGAAGCCUGGCUGGCUGGCCGGCCCUCCCUGCCUGUGGAAGCCACUCCCAUUUUGUUUCAGGGAGCCCAACCCCAUGAAUCAGAUCCAAAUAAAGUGACAUUCCCAGCGUA
Messenger RNA from Neogale vison (American mink), 2471 nucleotides. It is a transcript of the gene SPHK1, whose product is annotated as sphingosine kinase 1. Gene Ontology annotation, cellular component: membrane; cytoplasm; intracellular membrane-bounded organelle. The record is from RefSeq and is a predicted model, not a curated record. The transcript is spliced from 5 exons. Bases 708 to 2168 code for a protein of 486 amino acids. Lineage: Eukaryota; Metazoa; Chordata; Mammalia; Carnivora; Mustelidae. Gene Ontology annotation, biological process: sphingosine biosynthetic process; cellular response to growth factor stimulus; negative regulation of apoptotic process.